CUGACUGGAGUUUUCACCAAAUGUCUUAAAAAAAUGUCAAAUUUUGAGCAGUUUCAGUUCGACUUUUACCAGUCUAAUUAUACCAUAGAGGACCAGGAAGAAGGUUGCAACAGCUAUGGCUCAGACAAAAACCUCUGUGAAAGCAGAAAGAGCCAGACAGAAAAGCAUCCUGCAGCUGGGGCUUUUGUCCCAUCAGACAUGUUUCCAUCCUCUCAGAGCUACACGGGGCAGAUUCUGCAGCCAGCUUACAGUCCUGACACUCCUUCUCAGCUUGGGUAUGUCGACGGAUUUGACGAGGAGCCUCCUUUGCUAGAAGAACUCGGGAUCAAUUUUGAGCAUAUAUGGCAGAAAACAUUAACAGUUCUGAAUCCAAUGAAGCCUGCAGAUGGCAGCAUUAUGAAUGAGACAGAUCUCACUGGACCUAUGGUUUUCUGUUUGGCCCUUGGAGCAACAUUACUGAUGGCAGGGAAAGUUCAUUUUGGCUACGUGUAUGGGAUGAGUGCCAUGGGGUGCCUUGCCAUGCACGCCCUGCUGAACCUGAUGAGCGCCUCGGGAGUCUCGCACGGCUGCGUUGCAAGUGUCCUGGGCUACUGCCUGCUGCCCAUGGUCAUCCUGUCCUCUUCUGCUGUUGUCUUCUCACUGCAGGGGAUCCCAGGAACUGUGUUUGCUCUGUUUAUUAUUGGAUGGUGCAGUUUGUCAGCCUCCAAAAUUUUUACGUCUGCAUUGGCCAUGGAAGGACAGCAGCUCCUGAUUGCAUACCCAUGUGCUUUACUUUAUGGACUUUUUGCACUUCUAACAGUUUUCUGAGAUGUGUUUUCUGGUAGUCUUCUUACGUCUGUUUAUGGUUGUUCAAGGGGCAAGGGUUUAUUUGCUUAUUUUCAGAUUGCCUAGAGUUGUGUUAAAUUCCAUUAUCAAAAUUAGAUUCUAUGACUUAGUGGUUUUUUUUUCCUAAUGGCUGAUAAUGAAAUAAAAAAUCAAGCUACCAGGUCGAUGGCCUUAAAAUAAUGGUGUUUUGACAGUCUUACAGUUAAAAGAAAAGAAAUUAUUUUCUUGAGAAGGUAG
Messenger RNA from Ficedula albicollis (Collared flycatcher), 1062 nucleotides. It is a transcript of the gene YIPF7, whose product is annotated as Yip1 domain family member 7. Gene Ontology annotation, biological process: endoplasmic reticulum to Golgi vesicle-mediated transport; vesicle fusion with Golgi apparatus. Lineage: Eukaryota; Metazoa; Chordata; Aves; Passeriformes; Muscicapidae. Gene Ontology annotation, cellular component: trans-Golgi network. The coding region runs from base 34 to 807 and encodes 257 amino acids. The record is from RefSeq and is a predicted model, not a curated record. The transcript is spliced from 6 exons.